This is a messenger RNA of Magnolia sinica, 2809 nucleotides long. RefSeq lists its product as uncharacterized. The record is from RefSeq and is a predicted model, not a curated record. Gene Ontology annotation, molecular function: nucleotidyltransferase activity. NCBI's taxonomy places the organism in Eukaryota, Viridiplantae, Streptophyta, Magnoliopsida, Magnoliales, Magnoliaceae. Gene Ontology annotation, biological process: RNA 3'-end processing. The coding region runs from base 332 to 2329 and encodes 665 amino acids. The transcript has 10 exons.
CAAUCCAAUCCGCGUUUUCGAUGUAUGUUUCUAUGUUGGAUGCGUGUAUUGUUCUUGAUUUUUGUAUGUAUCUAUGUGAUGAAGGAAAAAUUAGGGUUGCUGUAAAACCUUUCCCCCUCUUCUUCUCUGUUUGAAAAUAAUAAAAUGAUCUGGUAGUCACAGGACCACCACAAAGAAUACACCCUCACACCAUUAACACUAACACUUUCCCUUAAUCUGGAUCAUGGAUAUCAAUCAUGCCAAGCUUGGAUACAAUUUCAACAAGAUGGGUCCCAGAGCUUUGGUGAAAAUUUCAGGUAACCGGUCUUUUGAAGACAAAUGAGGGGUGCGGAUGAUGCCGCGGACACUAGCUUCUUACGAACAAAGCGACAAUCAACUUCAAUGUUCUGAGUGCGCUCAUGAAAGAUUGGGUUGGCGGCAAUGUGGAUGGUUCAAUAUCAUGACACUAAGUGAGGCAGGCUUGCGAAAGAAAGUGAAAAUAUUGGAGUUACAGGAAUCGGAGAAGAUUAAACUUAGUCCUGAUUUUCUGUCUAAACUUGAUUCAUUGCUUCAUGAUGCAUAUGGCGUUCUGCGUCCAAGACCAAAUGAUUACAAACUUAGACAGGACUUGGUUCAGGUUUUUAAUAUGAUGGUGGGGGAGAUCCAUGGUAAUGUCAAUGGCUUUCCUAAUGUGGAGGCAUUUGGGUCUUUUAUAAUGGAUAUGUUCACUGCUAAAAGUGAUUUGGAUUUAUCUAUAAACUUCAGCAAUGAUGCAGCUGAAUUUCCUCGGGACAAGAUGAUUUCAGCAUUGAAAAAGUUCGCAAAACGGCUAUACGUCCUUCAGAGAGGAGGGCAUGUGGUUGGUGUCCAACCAAUCAUGGGAGCUAGGGUGCCUAUUUUGAAAGUUGUGGAUUCUGGAACUGGAAUUGAAUGUGAUAUUUCGGUUGAAAACAAGGAUGGGAUUGCAAGGUCCAAGAUCCUUGCAAUGGUUUCAACAAUUGAUGAGAGGUUUCAGAAAUUAAGUUUUCUGAUGAAAGCUUGGGGGAAGGCACAUGACAUCAAUAGCUCCAAAGACCGGACUUUGAACUCUUUAUCCAUAAUAUCAUUAGUUGCUUUUCAUUUGCAGACUCGAGACCCUCCAAUAUUACCUCCUUUCUCUGCCCUGUUCAAAGAUGGAAUUGACAUCACAAAUUUGGAGAAUGUUGUUCGGGGUUAUCAACAAUUUGGGAAAGAAAACAAGGAGUCCUUGGCCAAACUCUUUGUUACUCUAUUGAUUAAGUUAUCGUCGGUUGAAACCUUAUGGCCCCAUGGUCUUUGUGUUAGCACUUACCAAGGAUCUUGGAUUUCUAAGACAUGGAACUCUCAAGUUGCCAACAUGAGUGUGGAGGAUUUCACGGAUCAAUCUCAAAAUACUGCGAGAUCAGUGGGCAAGGCAGAGGUGCAGAAGAUUCACAAGUGCAUCCAUGUUACUCUUGGUCGGUUGUCAUCUUUUAUGAAGGGCCAGAUUCAGGUUCCCCAGAUGAAACAACUCCUGUUUGGACCUGAUGCCGUUCUUACACCAGGAGAGCCAUUCAUCAACAGCGCCGCUACGAAUAUGAAGAGAAGCUAUCUCUCCCGUGAUUCAAAACCAACAAAGAAGAUGCGCUAUACUGAAUCUGCAAGAUCAACCAAAUUUGUUGAUUGGUCGCAAUUUCUCCCAAGUGGAGGUGACGGGCCACAUGGUCCGAAUCUGGCAACUCUGAUGCCUUGCAACCAACAAGAGCAUAUACCUACCGGGGACAACUACACUGCAGAACAGUGGGGCCAUUGGCCACAGAAAGGAUUGCAACAGCCUCAAAGAGGACCUGAGGGGUCACAUGGUCUGAAUCCAACGGUUCUGAUGCCUUGUAACAUCCCUACGGUUGAGAAUCAGACUUUAGGACAGUGGCCCCAAUGGCCACAAAAAGGAUUACAACACCAUCCAACAGGGCAUGACAUGUCACAUGGUCCAAAUCCAACAGCUCUGGUGCCUUGUAAGAUCCCUACGGUUGACAAACGGACUUUAGGACAGUGGCCCCACAUGUUCCAAAAUGGAUUGCAACACACUCCAACAGGAUUCGUGGGGAAGCAUGUUCUGAAUCCAAUGGUUCAGAUAACUUACAACUGGCAGGGGCCCGUUCCAACAGGAGGCAACCAUCAUGGCGGACAGUGGCCGCAACCAGGAGCACAACAUAUUCCAAACGGAUUCGUGGGGUCACAUGGUCCAAGGCCAAUGGCUCAGAUGCCUUACAGUGUGCAAGGACACUUCCCAGCAGGGUACAGCCAGAGUGUAGGACAGGGGGCCUACCUCUAUUCUAAUGGUCAUUUGUAGGGUUAUCGUCAGUCAUGCCAUUUUGAUCCACCCAUCUCUUCGGCCAUGUAUAUAUGCUCGGUAUAGCCAACUCCCAAGCCAAACGAACAGUCGUGGGCCGCACGAAGAUUUCUCGAUUACUCUCAUCAACACUAAAGGUCAGCUUACAUUAACCGUCCCUCCUACUUGAUGGUACUGAUUUUCAUGCUGUCGGAAUGUUAAUCUUGUCUUGAUGGUAAUAUAGCAAGCGGAAUGAUCUGGUGUAUAGCAUGUUCGUCGGGCGUACAAUCAUGAUCGGAAGGCUGUGGUAAGUUCCUGGAAUCUUCUACUAGGUAGUGGUGGGGCCCACCAGAGAGCUCACACAAGAGCAUGCUACAUAUUAUACACGGUGUCCUUUGUUACCAUUUGUUUUAUACCAGAUUACACUAUUCAUUAUAUAUAGUUCAGGUCAUUAGCAGAAAAUCCAUUUUGCCACUUUCAUUUGAGUUCCAGUUCAUCUCA